Messenger RNA from Pedinophyceae sp. YPF-701, 1284 nucleotides. The record is from the annotation of a GenBank genome assembly. Lineage: Eukaryota; Viridiplantae; Chlorophyta; Pedinophyceae.
AUGGGCGCCGUCGGGGAUGUCGUGAAGGAGGGGGAUCAUGUCGUCCUGGAUGUCAAUGUAGGAGACAAGCUGGUGCUCGCGCAAGCCAAGCCGAACGGGAAGAUCAAGGUCGGCAAGGCGUACGUUUCUAUCGGCAACAUCAUCGGCCAGCCGUGGGGCGCGGUUUUCGAGCCCGCCAGCAACAACAGGGAGCUGGUGCGCGUCGACGACCCGCGCCAGCCCAUCAACGUCAUCGACGGGACGCAGAAGGACAACCGCGACAUCCUCUUCGCGGGCGACCAGGCACUGACCGCGGAGGACAUCGCCGAGAUGCAGCGCGCCGGCACGGCGGGCGCGGAGAUCAUCGACGCGCUGACCAAGUCCUCGGCGACGUUCGAGGCCAAGACGGAGUUCUCGCAGGAGAAGUACCUGAGAAAGAAACAGAAGAAGUACACCGCGAAGGUCACCGUCCGGCGGCCGACGACGCGGCACGUCGCCGCGCACUACUUCCUCCACGACCCGAGGAAGGUCCACGGCCUCCGCACGGACUCCCUCGCGCUCAUGCUGGCGCAGGCCAACGUCGGAGCGCACGCGCGGGUGCUCGCGGUGGACCAGACGGGCGGGCUGCUGACCGCGGCGGCGCUGGAGCGCACGGGCGGCUUCGGGACGGUGUGCGGCGCGGUGCUCGCGAGGCGGAAGGGCCUGCUGGACGCCCUCCGAGUGAUGAACUUCUCACAGGAGGAGUUGGAGACGGUGCACAGCUGCCUGUUGUGGCAGCUGUGGAAGGAGCCCGGCGCGGACGUGGAGGGGAACGAUGCGGGUGGUGGAGAGGGGGACAAGGGGGAGGGCGAGGCCGUGAAGGGGGAGGGUGGCGAGGGUGAGAGGGGGGGAGUGGCGCAGAGGAGAGGGGGGGGGUUUGCGGUGAAGAAGUGCACGGACAAGGAGGUGCGGGAGCUGGCGGAGAGGAAGUUCACGAGCUUGCUGGUGUGUGCGCCGAUGCUGCAGCCGCUCCCGGUGCUGCGGCGGCUCUGGCGCGUGAUGGAGCCGUCAGCAUCCUUCGCGGUGUGGGCGCAGUCGGCGCAGACGCUCGCCGAGACGCUGAUCGGGCUGCAGCAGGAGCAGAUGGCGGUGGCGAUGUCGGUGCAGGAGUGCUGGUGGCGGGAGCACCAGGUCCUGCCGCAGCGGACGCACCCCAACAUGAACAUGUCGGGCACGGGGGGGUUCGUGCUGUGCGGGACGUUCGUGGCGCGCGACGACGACGAGGCGCGGGAGGAACACCCCGAGAAGAAACAGCGCGUGGAGUAG